Messenger RNA from Rhinolophus ferrumequinum (greater horseshoe bat), 5512 nucleotides. RefSeq names its product prostaglandin E receptor 3 (gene PTGER3). Gene Ontology annotation, biological process: intestine smooth muscle contraction; positive regulation of cytosolic calcium ion concentration; adenylate cyclase-activating G protein-coupled receptor signaling pathway. Bases 294 to 1463 code for a protein of 389 amino acids. Gene Ontology annotation, molecular function: prostaglandin E receptor activity. Gene Ontology annotation, cellular component: plasma membrane. The record is from RefSeq and is a predicted model, not a curated record. Lineage: Eukaryota; Metazoa; Chordata; Mammalia; Chiroptera; Rhinolophidae. The transcript is spliced from 4 exons.
CCCACGGGCGCCCCGCCCCCCUCGGCCUUAUAGAAGGAGCCGGGCACCACUGCGCGCCUGGGAGCUGGAGGCUUUCCCGAGCCGACGGAGCGGCUGCCUGCGGGGUCCGGAAGCCCAGGCGCCGCCGGGACCCGUGUAACAAAGUGAGGCGGCGGUUGCGCCCGCAUCAUGGACCGCAGCCCCACCCGAGCCCCCGCUCAGGUCGCCACCGACCUCCACCGCCGGCUGACCCCCGUCUACCAGCUCCCGCUGCUGUUCGCCCGGCGCCGUCCUCUCCUCACCUCCAAGCCAACAUGAAGGAGGCCCGGGGCUUCGGGAGCGCUCCUUUCUGCACCCGCCUCAACCACUCGUACGCGGGCAUGUGGGCGCCGGAGCGCUCCUCCCAGGCGCCGGGCAACCUCACGCGUCCCCCAGAGACCGGUGAGGAUUGCCGCUCCGUGUCCGUAGUCUUCCCGAUCACCAUGCUGAUCACCGGCUUCGUGGGUAACGCGCUGGCCAUACUGCUGGUGUCGCGGAGCUACCGGCGGCGGGAGAGCAAGCGCAAGAAGUCGUUUCUGCUGUGCAUCGGCUGGCUGGCACUCACGGACCUGGUGGGGCAGCUGCUCACCAGCCCUGUGGUCAUCGUCGUGUACCUGUCCAAGCAGCGCUGGGAGCACCUCGACCCGUCGGGAAGGCUGUGCACUUUCUUUGGUCUGACCAUGACUGUCUUUGGGCUCUCCUCGCUCUUCAUCGCCAGCGCCAUGGCCGUCGAGCGGGCGCUGGCCAUCCGAGCGCCUCACUGGUACGCGAGCCACAUGAAGACGCGCGCCACCCGCUCGGUGCUCUUCGGCGUGUGGCUGGCGGUGCUCGCUUUCGCCCUGUUGCCGGUGCUGGGCGUGGGCCAGUACAGCAUCCAGUGGCCCGGGACGUGGUGCUUCAUUAGCACCGGGGGAGGAGGCAAUGGGACGAGCUCUUCGCGCAACUGGGGCAACCUUUUCUUCGCCUCCACCUUUGCCUUCCUGGGACUCUCAGCGCUGACCAUCACCUUCGCCUGCAACCUGGCCACCAUUAAGGCCCUGGUAUCCCGCUGCCGGGCCAAAGUCACGGCAUCGCAGUCUAGCGCCCAGUGGGGCCGGAUCACGACUGAGACCGCCAUCCAACUUUUGGGGAUCAUGUGUGUGCUGUCGGUCUGCUGGUCACCAUUGCUGAUAAUGAUGUUGAAAAUGAUCUUCAAUCAGACAUCAGUUGAGCACUGUAAGACGCACCCAGAAAAGCAGAAAGAAUGCAACUUGUUCUUAAUAGCUGUCCGCCUGGCUUCACUGAACCAGAUCUUGGAUCCCUGGGUUUAUCUGCUGCUAAGAAAGAUCCUUCUUCGAAAGUUUUGCCAGAUCAGGCACCACACAAGCAACUAUGCAUCCAGCUCCACUUCCUUACCCCACCGGUGUUCCUCAACCUUGAUGGGGAGUGAUCAUUUGGAAAGAUAAUGAAAGAACGGAGAUGGACUUUUUAUUGUAAUUCCUGCUUUCCUGAGUUGUGCAUUUCUUCCCACCUGAGAAAAAUUUUAUAUUUUGAUUUAGAUUGUUUCUUUAUUUUUAUCUUUUCUUAUUUUGAUGUUUUUUUCCUCAUCAGUAAUACUCACUGAGACCAGGGUUAUUAUUAUAACCCAUGCAUCUAAAUGCUAAAUUGGCUUCUUGGACUGGAUUUUAAGUACCCAUUUAAGAAGUUGGGCAGAGUUUCACAGAAGAUGAUUGGUGAAAAAGUGAGAAAAAGGAAAAAAGCCAUCUUCCAGGAGUGUGUUGCCAACUUCAAAUCAUUACCUGAGUCUCAACCAAUGUGGACAUCUUUACAUUUCUGUGGUUGUUUUGAUUUUACAACGAGUUUGAAAAAUCAGUAUAAGUUUUUGAUAAUGUAAAGUCACAUAUUGAAAGCAAGAAUGCAAUUAAUAGGACAUAAACUUGAGACAGAAAAGGAUCUAAUCAAAGGCAAGACUAUAUACCAUGACAACAGACAUUUAUGCAAAAUGUGUGACUAAUGUUCUGGAGAUGUUGUGUCCCGCGCUAAGCUUGAAAUCAAGGUCCUUAUGUCUAUAUUCUGGUUAUGUGUCAUUCAGUCACUCAGGAAUCAGCUUAAUGGUUAUUUCUCUGUCUUUGAAGCCUGAAAGGAGUGAUGCAGCUAGGGUUCUCGGGAGGAGUCAUAGAAGGCAAUGAUGCGGCUACAUGAUUAGCCGUGGAGUUAAAGCAAUAAAAAAUCCAGGCACAGCCUUCUGAUAACUCCUCUAUCAAUUCAGGAUUUCUUCAAAUUUAUUCUCCGGUGGCAUACAAAAAGGCAAAAUUAAGAAGUGACAUAGUUAUCAAAUACUAAAUUUUGUUACUAUCUUAUGAAAGAAAGAAAUCUAGUUUAUCUUAACCUGCAUAAAAAAUCCUGUGGACUUUUAAAAAGUACUUCAAGUCAUCUAAUAUCUUUCAGCUAAUAUGAUCUUAUUUGCUUAUAAGUUCAAUCAGCCUUUCUUUCUGUGGCCUUUUCUUCCCUUCCUUUCUCUCUCCUUCCCCUUCCUCUCUUCACUCAACACAUACUUAUCGAGUGUCCCUUCUUUAGGAGCUGUACUAAGGAAGGGACGUGCUGUCACCUACAAGGACAUCUUGGGAAGAAAUUAUAAUAUGGUAUCAGUUGUUUUGCCAUUAAGAGCCUAUAAUAUGACUCCAUUGUCAUUUCUACCAACUAAAUUAAGCCAAAAUAGUUGAUUCACUUCUGUUAAAUAGUUGAACCAGUUGUGAAUUAGCUGUAAACUAUAAUUCCUUUCAUUCAAACCUGUAUUUGAAAAUACCUUGUGGGAAAACACAAAGCAGAUGCUGUACACAAUCCCUUGAUUCAGGUUUAAAUUCACCAAAUUUUAUUGAGCAAGUAGAAUUUGCCAACCAUCAUAGGAGUGUGCAUGCCAGCACAUCUGUCUGUCCAUCCAUCUUUGUGGUUGUCUAGCUGUCAUCAAUUAUUUUAGUUUUACAAAAGAGGGUAAAGUUUACAGAGAGCUUGUCCAAUGUCACAUGGCUAAUAUAACUAAGAAAUCAGAUCCAAGUUCAAAUAUUUUGAUUCCGGGUUGACUGUUCUCCCUAUAGCACAGUAGGAUGUGAGAUUUGCUACAAUGCUAUUCUAUUUAUAAAACAAUGUGAUGUAGUAAUAAAAGCAUGGGUUCUGGAAUCAAACUUGGAUUUAAAUCUGGCUGUGCCACUCACUAGCUCUAUGACCUUGACAAAGUUAAUUAAUCUCAUAUAAUCUCAUUGAAUUAAUACAAUGCUAAUAAUAGUUAUACAUGGAGUUAUUGUGAUAAUGUAUGUAAAGUGAAUGUAACAUAAUAGGUACUCAGUAAGUAUUAAGUGUGAUUAUUUCUUUAUCCAGACUUAUCUCCAACUAUAUAAUAUGAUCUCAAUUUCAACUAUAGAGUGGCUUCCUGACUGUGUGGGUUGGAAUGUCGUGGACAGAAUCAACUUCAGAUCUCUGGAUGCUAUUCCUCUUGUUUAUAAUACUUCACGAUUGUUUUUUAACCGUGCGAAACCUGCCCAUCUUCCACAUGUUCAAAUCUCUCCUUGUCUUUAGGCCUUGAACAAUUUAAGUAUCUGUGUUCUCUUCUCAUCUCUAUCCCUAACUCUGAAGUCAUCAUAGUGCUCAUUUUGAUGAUUAGUGUAUUAUUCCUUAAAUAUUUUCAUUAUUUUCUUUUUCCCUUGACAAAAUUCUAUUUCAUGGUGGUCAGGACCCUUUUCUUAUAUUUUCCUCAUAGGUCUCUUAGCACUAGUUCUGUAUCUGACACCAAGAAAGAUGCUAUUUAUUAGGUAAAUUCUCAAUGAAGGAACAAUUUAUGUACAAGAUUAACAGUUGCAAAUUUCAAUGAAUGUGAUAGGAAGCCCUUUGUUUCCAUGUUGUUGUUCAACUUGGGAAACUUCAUGUUAAACUUUCCUGAUUUAAAAAUGUUAUAUCCAGGGAAAAUAGUCAGAUGCAGUUUAAUAUAAUAAUUUUUAUUGAAGUUCUACUUGUGAAAGUAAUAAAGUAAUAAAAUGAUUGGUAAAGUUUGAAAAAGAAUGACUAGUUGGUGAUGAUAUUUCUCAGACAAUUAGGAAUGAUCUUUGUCCAAUUAGUUUGAAAUCUGAUAUACAGACAGUAUAUUUCAGCAUGAAAUACUUUCAGUACUUCUGUCUUUAAUCCACAGAAAUGUAUCCAUUGCAUACUAAAUUCACCCAAAAAUAAUACGCUCUAUGACAUCAAAUAUUUUGGAUUAUGAUUCAGUAAUACACUGAAUAAAUACUGAUUUUUAACAGGUGCCUUCAUUUUCUUUUCUUUAGUAUUGUCCAUGAACAUAGAUUCCCAUAAUUAUAUAAUGAGGUUAUAUUGAGGAUAGGACUAAACUCCAAAAUAAAAUAAAUUUCUUAGCAACUCUGACAAAAAAUGCUACAUGCGGAGAAAUGGUGCUUAAUCUACAUUUUAUUGUAAUUAUAGUAAUUGCUAUAAAGCUCUAUGGGAUACAUAUGCAAAACAAAUUUGUGGUAUUAAUAUGCUGCUUUAUGAGUGGGCUGUAUAGACCUGGUUCCUGAUAACAUAUAUUCUGUGUAAUUUUAGACCUAUGGUUUUUGCAUUGGAAGAAAUGAACUGCCUAACCCACCUCCCUCCUGUUGCAGAACCAGUGCUUUCAUUCAGUACACUGAAUGUGAAACAAAAACAAACAAACAAAUAGCCCAGCUAUACUGCUUCCAAGAGAGGAUGGACCAGGGUGUUUGGAAGAGGCAUGCCAAGCCAUGCCAAGAUCUUAGAGCCAGGGAGAGGUAAGAAAACAGGGAAUGUUAGGGUCAGAAGACUGAGCUUCCAUCAGAAGCUAUAUUUAUCCAAAUUAUCCCAAGGAGGGAGGAGAAAAUUAGUCAUUAUCUUUUUAUAUGUAAAUGUGUAUGUGUAUCUUACAGUUAUAAGUGAACUUUGGUCCAUGAAAUAUAUAAAAAUUCAGGCAUAGUUGAAUUGAGCCACUUUACUGUCUACAAGAAUGACUUAAAAAUUAAUAAUGACAUCCAGGUUAUAAUGAAACUACAUAAACUACUUAGAACAAAAAUUUAUCAACAUCCUCAGUAGUUGGAAGUACAUUCAAAAGGAACCUGUUGUUAAGAUAAUUGUAAUUAUUUAGGUACCUUAAGGAGCUGUAUAAAAUAUACUUGCUUGAUAUACUUUUAAUUAUUAUGAAAAAUGUUUACUUGCUGUCUUAAAAAUAUGUGUGCUCAUUUUUCAUUAAUCCAGGCUUUUACUGAAUUUUUAUUAAUUCAAAACAUUUCUAGGCUCAUCCCAUGGAUAAAAGUGUUUCUUUGUUUCAUUUAUGUUCUAAGGUUUUGUUUUGGUUUAAUUAUCUGAAAUAUUUUUUAUAAAAAUAAUUUGUACAAUAUGUAUUUUUAAGAACUUUUGUAGUAUUUCUUUUCUUUUUUUUUUUUAAAUAUUCAACCAUAUUGUAAGCUCCUUGUGGGCAGGCCCCAUAUUUUAUCUAUCUCUUGUACCUACAGAAUCCAAC